AUGGAGUUUGCCCGGAAGACGGGCGCCGCGCUGGCGCUGGAGGUUACGGGCUGCACCAGUAACACGGUCGCCAGCAUCAUCCGCGGGCACUUCGUUCCCUACAGCGAGAACCACGGGCGCGUCGUGUACCGGAAGCAGGAGCAGGCUGCGAACGGCGUCGACGUGCAGAUCUACUUCUGGGACGAGCGGGACGGGGCCGACUUCUCGGGCUGGUGGUUCGGGCCGAAGGUCGGUGGCGACCAGGUGUGGGCCUACAACCCCGAGAAGGCCGCCGUGCCCCCGUCGGGCGGGUGGAGGGUGCCCUUCGGCGGCCCCGUGGACGCGCAGUUCGUGGUCUCGCCCGCGGCGCAGCAGCCGCUGGGGCAGCAGGCGCCGAACAUGCAGCCGCCGAACAUGCAGCCGCCGAGCAUGCAGCCGCCGAGCAUGCAGCCGCCGAGCAUGCCGCGGCAGCCGGGGCCUUCAGGGGCACAGGGGCAGCAGGCGCAGGGGGGCGUCGUGCAAGCGGCGCAGGGGCAGCUGCAGCAGCUGCUCUCGUUCCUGCCGCAGCACCAGCAGGUGCUGAGCCAGCAGCAGAUGCAGCUGGUCCGAGAGGCGUGCCAGACGCAGCCGCAGCAGGUGCAGCAGCUGCUCGGCAGCCUCCUGCAGGAGCAGCGGCACGCGCAGGCGCAGAUGCAGCAGGCGCAGAUGGGCGUUCAGGCGCAGAUGCAGCAGAUGCAGGCCAUGGGGAACGUGGCUGGCGUGCAUCAUCUGCAGCAGACGUUCGCCAUGCAGACGGCGCAGCUCCAGCAGCAGCACAUGGCGCUGCAGCAGCGCCACAUGCAGCAGCUUGGCCAGCUGGCCAGCAACCAGCAGGCGAGCGUGGCGGCGAAAAAGCAGAAGAUGGAGGAGACGAGGCAGAAGCUGGAAGAGCAGCGUCGGCAGAUGCAAGAGCAGGCGAAGAAGCGCCAGGAGGAGCUGGCGGCGAAGCUCGCGGAGGAGAAGCUCAGGCGGGAGACUGAGAUGAAGAGGCGCAUCGUGGAGCAGAGGGUGCAACUGAGCAUCCGGAGAAUUCUCGUGAAACUGAGGGCGGCGACGCCAGACACCUACGAUGCCGCUGAGAAGGAGCUGGAGGACCUCCUGCAGCAGGAGUUGGAACAGAAUUGCUAUGUGCCGUCAGACCAGGUCAAGCAGGAGAUUGAGGUCGUCAGAGAGAAGCAGAGACAGCGAAUCGAGCAACUCCGGGUGCAGCAGGAGGCAGCGAGGAAGAGGAGGGAGGAGCAGCAGAAAAAGCACGACGACCUGAAGUUGCGCGCAGAAGAGCUCGUGAAGGAGCUCGACGGCUACGUAGCCCAGGCCGAAUCCGCCAGCAAGCAUCUCGAUGAUGUCUUGGCUCCCUUGGAAGGCAACGGCGAGAUGAACUGUGACGAGAUCGAGGAGAUGGGUAAGGGUGUCGCUGCGGCCGAGGUGCAGGCCAGGACUGCAUUCAACGUGUGUAAUGACUUCAUGGUAAAGCACAAUGCGGAGAUGAGGGUUCCUCCAGCUCAGGCUGCUUCUCCGGGUCCGAUGAGGCCCCCGGGCGAGGCUGCUCCUCCUGACACGGGGCCCGCAACGCAACAACUGCUCGCGGACCUGGUCGGCCGCAUCAACGCGUGCAGGGAGAAGCAGCUGGCCGCCGCCUCCUCCGUGCCCCAGGCGCGCGAGAGGGCGAAGCGGAAGGCAGCUGCGCUCCAGCUGAACACCGAGCUCCAGGCGGUGUUGUCGCGGUACGACUCCGACGGAGACGGUGCACUCUCGCGGAAGGACGUCCAGAAGCUCGCCAAGCAGGAGUUUGGCUUCGACUUGCCCGACGCCGUGCUGAGCAAAAUAUCCGGACCGACGUGGAAUCGCCGAUCGUGA
Molecule: messenger RNA, 1875 nt
Organism: Prorocentrum cordatum
Lineage: Eukaryota; Dinophyceae; Prorocentrales; Prorocentraceae
Source: the annotation of a GenBank genome assembly